This is a messenger RNA of Punctularia strigosozonata HHB-11173 SS5, 1182 nucleotides long. RefSeq lists its product as uncharacterized. The record is from RefSeq and is a predicted model, not a curated record. The transcript is spliced from 6 exons. NCBI's taxonomy places the organism in Eukaryota, Fungi, Basidiomycota, Agaricomycetes, Corticiales, Punctulariaceae. The coding region runs from base 1 to 1182 and encodes 393 amino acids.
AUGGGUCACCUCUCUCAUCGUUCGAUGCUGAUCAGCUCAGUGGUCGCCCUCACAGUGCUGAUCACGCUACCCGCGAUGUUCCACGAGCGCGCGAGGCACUCCAUGAUAACUUUCGCGUCGAACAUUGCCCUCCAGCGGCCGUUGUGUACUGCGGUCCCGGUGGGACCAUGGGCAGAUCCCUCUACGGAACCCGUUCAUGAUCUCGCACUUGUCCCGCAGCGCCGGAAACGCGUCGCCGUCGCGUCCGUUUUCGGCGCCCACUUCGAUGUGUACAUGGCCCUCGUUGGGACCUUGGAGAAAGUCAUGGCGGCUGACCAGCACUUGGCCUUCGAAGGAGGCGUUGAUACGCCUAGCGUGCAGGUGUAUGCUCCGCCAUUUCUAUACGGGUUUGAGGAGGUUGCGGACAGGCUCGAACUGUACAAGGGCGUCAUUUUGCACCCGGACCAGCUGAUCGAGGACGUGCACAAGGGGGAUAUUGACCUAGUCAUCCUUGGGACAUGUGAAAUCGACAUGCCGCGCUGGCACGACGAGCUCUUGGAUGCAUGGGACACGAGGGACGACGUUCACAAGUUUAAAUUAGUUUGCAUCGUGCACCAUGCGCAGCAUGAUUGGCAAGACCGCAUGCCCGCAUGGUCUCUACGCGAUGCGAUCAGGCUACUGCCGAUCUCCGAACAGUGUGUAGCGCCGGGCGAGCUCUCGCCGCAAGUAACUGAUCACCCUCCGCCAGAUGAUCCUGGAGCAUGGGGCUAUCUGCACGCCGUGGACGGAUUAUUUCUCCCAGAUCCGGCGGUGUCCAGCCCAUUCGAACUUCUGUUAGUCGGGUCUGGCGAGAUCGUGGUGCCGACGGAACUAAGCCGGAUGGUGACAAUUCAUCGCGGUUUGCGCUAUAGCGAGUUCUACGAGCUCGUCGCCGGAUCGGACAUCGUUGUGCCAUGUUUCGCUCCGGAUGGAGGAUACUACGACUACCAGGCGAGCUCUAGUGUGGCAUUGGCCGUGGAACUCAAUGUUCCGAUACUCGCGACUCGUCGCAUGAGACAAGCCUACACUUACAUCGACGAUGACCGUGCCGUGAUCACACGGCCGUCCGGCAUUCGCGAGCUCAUCGGGAAGUUCGGCGACCGCUAUAUCACAGCGAACAGCGCGAGAGGCGGACGAAAUGGCCAGGAGUGGUUGGAGACGUGA